Nerophis lumbriciformis (worm pipefish) is the source of this 1593-nucleotide messenger RNA. The record is from RefSeq and is a predicted model, not a curated record. NCBI's taxonomy places the organism in Eukaryota, Metazoa, Chordata, Actinopteri, Syngnathiformes, Syngnathidae.
AUGAAUAAUAAUUUUGAUCUUCUUAGCAUUGAAAAAAAAUAUCAAAAUUUUUGGGAUAAAAAAAGACGUUUUUUUGUAAAUGAGAAUGAAUCAAUACCCAAAUUUUAUUGCUUAUCUAUGUUUCCUUAUCCGUCUGGUGAAUUACAUAUGGGACAUGUUCGUAAUUAUACUAUUGGUGAUGUUAUAGCACGUUAUUAUAAAUUACAAGGUUUUAAUGUUUUGCAGCCAAUGGGUUGGGAUGGUUUUGGUUUGCCUGCCGAAAAUGCAGCUCGAGCACACAAAAGGUCCCCACAAGAUUGGACAUACCAAAAUAUUACAAAGAUGCGAGUGCAGCUUAAGCGUCUUGGUUUGGCUGUUGAUUGGGGAAGAGAGUUUGCUACAUGUGAUGUAGCAUAUUACCGAUGGGAACAAGUUUUAUUUCGUCGUAUGUAUGAAGCUGGUCUUAUUUAUAGAAAAAAGGGGGUGGUUAAUUGGGAUCCCAUUGAUAAAACAGUUUUAGCAAAUGAGCAAGUGAUUGAUGGGUGCGGUUGGCGCUCUGGUGUAGCGGUUGAGAAAAAAAAUAUUUUUAUGUACUACGCUAAAAUUACACAAUAUGCACCAGAGCUUUUAUCAAGUUUAAAUAAUCUGAGUGAAUGGCCAUCUAAAGUUAAAAUGAUGCAAAAAAAUUGGAUUGGAUAUUCUCAAGGUUUAGAGAUUAAUUUCACUAUCACAGGAACAAAAAAAACACUUUCAAUUUUUACAACAUGUUGUGAAACAUUAAUGGGUGUAACAUUUAUAGCUAUUUCACCAGAACAUCCUGAUGUUAUUUCUCUUGCUAAGAAAGAUAAAAAAUUGUCUGAUUUUUUAGCAAUAUUAGAUCAAGGAGGUGUUGCUGAAUCUAUCAGCAUGACAAAAGAACGUUUGGGAUAUGAUACGGGAAUAACAGUACAGCAUCCGCUCACUCAUGAAUCUUUAUCAGUAUGGGUGGCGAACUAUGUAUUAAUGUCAUAUGCUUCUGGUGUUGUUAUGGGUGUACCAGCCCAUGAUGAGCGAGAUGCUGAGUUUGCAAAGAAGUAUAAUUUGUCAAAACGUAUUGUUAUUAUUGACGGAUAUCUGCAAAAUUCUGAUAAGUUUUCAGGUUUGAGUAUUAAGGAUGCACGUGAGGCGAUUACUAAAGAAUUAUUAUCACUAUCAUGUGCAGAAGAAAAAAAAUAUUAUCGGUUACGUGAUUGGGCAUUAUCUCGUCAGCGGUAUUGGGGAUGUCCUAUCCCUAUUAUUCAUUGUCCUUCAUGUUGUGAGGUACUGAUACCCGAAUCAGAUCUUCCCGUUGUUUUGCCAGAAAAUUUGAAUUUUGAAAGAAUCAGUAAUGCGCUUUCUGAACACCCAACAUGGAAAUAUGUUCCCUGUCCUCAAUGUGGGGAACCCUCUGUUCGUGAAACAGAUACAUUGGAUACAUUUGUAGAAUCAUCUUGGUAUUUUUUGCGUUUCUGUACUCCAAAUUCUAAUAAAAUUAUUGGUUCAGAACAAUUAUAUUGGAUGGGGAAGACCGGGGUUGAUUUUUAUGUUGGUGGUAUUGAGCAUGCAGUUAUGCAUUUAUUAUAUGCCAGAUUUUGG